ACAGCAGCUGAGAGGCAUUAAUACCCUCAGAAGCCCGGAGCAUGGCAGAGAAUACAGUUUGACAUGGAGAUGAGGCGGAGCUUCAUGUAAGGUAAUGUGAUUUCAGUAUAUCACUGCUGCUGUUGGCACUCUGAGUGACACACGAUCAGCCUGCAGAGAUGAGAUGCAGAGAGGCAGGGAUGUGUUGCAUUCACAACUGUUAUGGUGCUGGACUGAGUGGACUAUAAGUGUACUGGCUAAUGCUGAGGAGACCAGAACACACCAUGUAUAAAAGCGUUUUUGACCAGUUGGAAGCGUGAGCUGAUGUGAUAUGACUCUGUUGCUUUGGUUCGGGGGAGGCAGACCGUUUCUGCUGCUUUUGUUCCUGAUUUGCUAUUUGACUCUGCCAAUCUCCACCAAGACCAGCAGGCGCCAAGAGGUCCACAGACCCACACACAACCACACAGAUGACAUCAUACUGGCUGUCAUACUCCCUCAGCAUAAUACCUCCUACCCCUGGGCAUGGCCUCGUGUGGGACCCGCUCUGACCCGUGCAAUCGCACGUGUCAAUGCUGACCCCACCCUGCUGCCCCGGCAUCAUCUCCGGCACAUAUUUGCCAACAGUGAGGACGGUGACGGUAUUUGCUCUGAAUCCAUCGCCCCACUGAUGGCUGUGGAUCUGAAGUUCGAACACAACCCUUGGGCUUUCAUAGGGCCUGGCUGCGACUAUACUUCCUCUCCAGUUGGACUGUUCACCACUCAUUGGGGUCUCCCAAUGGUCACAGCGGGGGCCCCCGCUGUUGCUUUCCUGCACAUGGAAAUGUACACCUCCAUUACCAAUACGGGUCCCACGCACAAAAAAUUGGGCGAGUACACCCUACACCUGUACAGGCAUUUCGGCUGGCACCAGCACACGUUGCUGAUGUUCAGUGACACUAAGAUGGGUGACAGGGCGUGCUACUUUGCCCUGGAGGGUCUGUACACUGAGAUGCACGAGGAGAACAUCACAACCAUGGACCUGGUGUUUGAGGAGCAUAAAGGGCCGGUAAACUAUUCUGAACUACUGCACAAGAUUCAGGAAGAUGGCAGAGUGGUGUUUGUAUGCUGUUCUCCUGAUAUUUUCCGUCAGCUGAUGGUGAACUUUCACAGGGCAGGUUUGCCUAAGGAGGAUUAUGUCUUCUUCUACAUUGACAUCUUUGGACGCAGCUUGAAGUCCCAUCCGUCCCAGCCAUGGGCCAGAGGUGAUGCAGAUGAUGUUCUUGCAAAGGAGGCCUUCCAGAGUGUGAAGAUUCUGACCUACCUGGAGCCUCAGAAUCAAGAGUAUAAAGAAUUUGUCACUGAUCUAAAAUCAGAUGCCAAAAGGAUGUUUAACUUCACAGUGGAGGAUUCACUGAUGAACAUCAUCUCAGGUGGUUUCUACGAUGGUCUGAUGUUGUACUGCCACGCUUUAAAUGAGUCUCUUUCAGAAGGACACGGCCGACCAUCAGGAGAGUCUGUCACAAAGAAAAUGUGGAACCGAACUUAUUAUGGUGUUACUGGUCUGGUGCAAGUUGAUGAGAAUGGAGACAGAGAGACUGAUUUUGCCCUGUGGGACAUGAAUGAUACUAACAGUGGCAACUUUCAGAUCGUGGCCGUGUAUAAUGGCACUCAAAAGCAGAUGAAGAUUCUGCCUGGGAAAAGCAUCCAGUGGCCUGGUGGUGACAUUCCAUUGGAUGUUCCCCUUUGCGGGUUUAAGAAUGAAAACCCAGCCUGUCUAGCACGAACCAUUGCAAUGCAUCAGAUGAUAUCCAUUGUGAUCUUUUUCAUCCUUGUCAUUAUCUUCACUGUGACUGUGUUUAUAUACAGAAAGCUGAAGCUAGAGAAGGAGCUGGUGGCUCAGUUAUGGAGAAUCGCUUGGGAAGACAUUCACAUGAGCAAUCUGGAAAAGGCCAUGAGGAGCGCUGGCAGCAAACUCACACUGUCUCUGAGAGGUUCGAACUAUGGAUCUCUGCUGACAGCUGAUGGUAAUUUCCAGGUGUUUGCUAAGACUGGCUAUUUUAAGGGAAAUAUCGUGGCCAUUAAAUAUAUCAACAGAAAGCGCAUCGAGUUAACCAGGAAAGUGUUGUUUGAACUGAAACAUAUGAGAGACGUGCAGAAUGAGCAUUUGACCCGUUUUAUUGGUGCCUGCAUCGACCCACCCAAUAUCUGUAUCAUCACAGAAUAUUGCCCUCGUGGCAGCCUGCAGGACAUAUUAGAAAACGAAAGUAUCACCCUUGACUGGAUGUUCAAAUAUUCACUAAUCAGUGACAUAGUGAAGGGCAUGGCUUUCCUCCACAACAGUGUGAUUGUAUCCCAUGGCAACCUGAAGUCGUCUAACUGUGUGGUGGACAAUCGUUUUGUGCUAAAGAUCACAGACUACGGGCUGUCCAGCAUCAGGACAGAGUCGGACACAGAGGACACCCACUCUUAUUUUGCACGUAAGCUGUGUAUGGCUCCAGAGUUGCUGAGAAUGGAGCCCUUUCCUCCAGGAGGCACGCAGAAAGGUGACGUCUAUAGUUUUGGCAUCAUCCUUCAAGAGGUGGCGCUGCGUAGAGGAGUCUUUUACUUGGAGGGAGAAUCGAUCAGCCCAAAAGAGAUUGUGGACCGCGUAGCUCUGGGUGAAUGGCCGUACCUACGGCCAUCAGUAAACACUCAGACUCAUAGUGAGGAGCUGGGCCAGCUGAUGCAGCGCUGUUGGGCUGAAGAACCAUCAGACAGACUAGAGUUCAAUCAUAUUAGUCUGUUAUUACGCAAACAAAACAGGGAGCACAGAAGUAACAUCUUGGAUAAUCUUUUGUCCCGUAUGGAGCAGUAUGCUAAUAACUUGGAGGAGCUGGUAGAGGAGAGAACCCAAGCUUACCUUGAGGAGAAACGCAAGGCUGAAGCUUUACUGUACCAGAUCCUCCCACAUUCAGUGGCAGAGCAGCUUAAGAGGGGCGAGACGGUGCAGGCAGAAGCGUUUGACUCUGUUACCAUCUACUUUAGUGACAUUGUGGGCUUUACAGCUCUGUCAGCAGAGAGCACACCUAUGCAGAUUGUGACACUCCUCAAUGACCUCUACACCUGCUUUGAUGCCAUUAUAGACAAUUUUGACGUUUACAAGGUGGAGACAAUAGGCGAUGCCUACAUGGUAGUUUCAGGAUUGCCGGUACGGAAUGGAAAGUUGCAUGGUGGUGAGAUCGCACGCAUGUCUCUUGCUUUAUUGGAGGCUGUCAAGACAUUCAAGAUACGCCACCGACCUGAUGAGCAGCUUAAAUUAAGAAUUGGCAUCCAUAGUGGCCCUGUCUGUGCAGGUGUAGUUGGGCUGAAGAUGCCUCGAUAUUGUCUGUUUGGCGACACAGUAAACACAUCCUCUCGUAUGGAAUCGAAUGGAGAACCUCUGAGGAUUCAUGUGUCGUCUGCCACACGAGAUGUGCUGCAGGAGUUCAACUGUUUCCAGCUGGAGCUCAGAGGAGACAUUGAAAUGAAGGGAAAGGGGAAAAUGAGGACCUACUGGCUUUUGGGAGAGAUCAAGAACAGUGAUUGAGAUGGUAAAAUUGAGACUGAAAAGCUCCAGAAUCAGCAGAGGCCCAGAGGCUCACGUCGCUUCUGUUGCCUAAAUACACACAUGUAUAACUGUGUUCAGCACUGUUGUAGAUGAAGCCUGACCUUUGUAUAUAUGUACUUAAAGAUGUUUUUGUAUGAUGUUAUAUUACCAUGUUGUUUGCUGUUAUGGCAACUGAAAAUGGAUGGAAGGUGGAAUUGAAUUUACUUGUUGGAAUAUCACCCCCUGGUGGAUAUGCAGCAGCACUGAGUUUCAUGUUUGUCAUUCAUUUAAUUUUUUUGCUAGCCUUUAAAGGUGCUCUGUGUAGAACUUAGCGGCAUCUAGUGGUGAGAUUGCAAAUUGCAAUCAACGGCUCAGUCCACUGCUCACCCCUCCCAAUCGAAACGCAUAAAGAAGUUACUGUAGCCACCACACGACAACGGUA
Messenger RNA from Paramisgurnus dabryanus, 3965 nucleotides. It is a transcript of the gene npr1b, whose product is annotated as natriuretic peptide receptor 1b. Lineage: Eukaryota; Metazoa; Chordata; Actinopteri; Cypriniformes; Cobitidae. Gene Ontology annotation, biological process: protein phosphorylation; intracellular signal transduction; cGMP biosynthetic process. Gene Ontology annotation, cellular component: plasma membrane. The record is from RefSeq and is a predicted model, not a curated record. Gene Ontology annotation, molecular function: protein kinase activity; peptide receptor activity; guanylate cyclase activity.